Messenger RNA from Doryrhamphus excisus (bluestripe pipefish), 2994 nucleotides. RefSeq names its product clarin 1 (gene clrn1). Lineage: Eukaryota; Metazoa; Chordata; Actinopteri; Syngnathiformes; Syngnathidae. The record is from RefSeq and is a predicted model, not a curated record. Gene Ontology annotation, biological process: equilibrioception; sensory perception of sound.
CCGUCCGGUCCUGACUGAUAGUUUUGGAGGGAGGUCCGCCAUGGCGAAACGACACAAGCGGUUCCUGCUGACCUGCGGAGGCGCGCUCGGCCUCUGCUGCGCCCUGGCGGCCGCCGUGGCCACAGGCCUCCCGCUUUGGAUCGACGGGACCGUGCUGUGCAGAACCGGGGCAGAACUAGUCAACGCCACCGGAGCCGAGCUGGACAAGUUCGUGGGCCGCCUCGCGUACGGACUCUUCCACGGGGAGAGAGUGAAGACAUGCGGCCUGGGAGGGAGAAUUUCCCGUUUCUCAGUCUUUUCAGAGCUGUUGGACGCCGUCCCGGCAGGUCUUCACGUGACGAUCAUCUUUUUCUGCGCGGCACUGAUCGUCUUCUCGUCCGUGGCAAGCGGUUUCUUCUUCUUCAAUGCCUUUGGCCGACCUUACGAGACGCUGCACGGUCCUCUGGGACUUUACUUGUGGACGUCCAUCUGCUGCCUGUGCAGCGUCCUGGUUCUGAUCCUGUUCGUGUCUGAGGUGAAAGUCCAUGGUCUGUCAGAGCGCAUUGCCAACUUUAAGGAAGUGGCAUUCGUCUUCCAGACGUACCGUGAGCGUUAUGACAUUUCCUUCUGGCUCUUCCUCCUGGUCUUCCUCCUCCAAGGAGUCAACGUGGCGCUGAUCCGACUGGCCGGGAUGCAGUUUCCCUUCCAGGGGACCAAAGACUUGGACCUGAGUGGGGGAGCGGCAGAUCUCAUGUACUGACUGACCGCACAAUAUCACAAUUUGGUGAUGUCAACAUUUUUCUGAAAUUGCCACAAAUACAUGUGGCUCCGCCAGCUCGCCCUUGCUCAUCAACACGUAAGGAACCUGGUUUGCCAGAGAAGAAGAGGAUGGAGCAGGAGGGAUCAGUGUUGCCAACUGAAUGGUUUUGCCUUUCUAGAUAAUAGCAACAGAGCUAGUGAAGAGACUUUGGCUCCUCCCAAUCUAAAAAGCACUCACAGGCAGCUCUGUCUUGAGUGUGACAUUUCAAAAAUACAAAAAAAAUUGGACUUCUAAACAUAUUUCUUUUGCUUUUCAGGUUUUUCCGUACUCACAAUACAAAGUCGACGAUUACAUCAUUAUGUCAUACUCCGCCCACCACUUUCACAAAUACUAGAUUACAGUCCUGUGGGUAACACUGGGAGUCCAAUUUCACAGCUAACUAGUUAGCAUCACAGGCGAGAAAGAAUACUGAUGACUAAAAACAGGGGUGUCCAAAGUGUGGCCCGGGGGUAGAAGAAUAACAUCAAAAUAAUAAAAGUUAUACUAAUAAGAGAAUAAGUGUUAACCCUUUAUAGGGCACUCACUGAAAUACUUAGAAAUUUAAAAAUUCAAUCCUUGAGUUUUAUCGGGGGCUAUAAGAAGACAUUUUUUUCUCUUUUUACUUUUUAAAAAGGUUUCAGGUUUUGGGUGCAAAUCAAGAUCAAAGAAGUUACCAUAUACAGUUCCUUGCCCAUUUAGGGUAUGGAAAAGGGACAGGUCAAACUGCACAAGGUGACAUCAACAGAGGUCCUGUAGUUAGAGUGACUGUGAUCAACUUAUCAUGGUUAGUUUUUAUGUUUGGGCCGAGAGCGUCGGGCCCCAAGCGUCAGAAAAUUGCAAUUUUCAACUUCUGAAUGAAGAAGGAAGUUUGAUACUCUCUGGCUCACUCCUGAUUGAUCACAGCCCAUGAUGUCACUUCCGGUGACAUUGUCUGAUCUUGGCUGAUUGGCAUGAGAAAGUCACAUGACUCUGUUGCCUUGCUGAGACAUGGGGGAAACCCUGUUUUUUAAGUGACCAUAUAUGGUUACUUGCCCUAUAAAGGGUUAAGAGUGUCUGAAAGUGAAAGUGAGUGAAAGUGGUCUUGCUUUACAGUAAGGUACACAGAAAUACAGUAGUUACUGAGGAACUAAUGAUUAAGGGCCAUUCAGGGACAUUCAACGAGGAAGUGAUGAGUAGCAGUUAUUUAGGAUUAGGUACUGUAGGUUUGUUCCUCAUUAACUACUGCAAUUAUGUACACCUUAUUGUAAAGUGUUACCAAUGAAGUCAUAUUCUUAAGAAUAAUGCAAUAUCAUGAGGGAAAAAAUGAUCUGAGAAACAAAGUUGAAUCAUUCAAGACAAAAAUAAUGUUGCAAAGUCGGAAUAUUGUGAGAAAAAAACAAAACAAAGAAUAAAUGUGCAAUUAGGUUGGGUAAAAGUAUAUAUAUUCGGACAAGAGUGAAGAAGAGUGAAAAAAAAUACAUAUAAUAAUACAAAUAAAUUUACAAAAAAGUGUUUGUAAGGGGGGAAAGCUCAUAUUAAGAAUACCUACAACACAAAGCUUUAGGUAGAGGCUAAAAUAUAUUAAACUUGUUAGCAUUUACAUCAGUUGGAAAUGGUCCCCGUAUUUCUUGAUGUUUCAGUACACGGCCCUCGGUGUGUUUGGGUACCCCCGAUUUAAAGUAUGAAUACUCCCAUCUUAAAGCGAUACCUUCACGGACCUCAAGACAAGUCACAUAGCAUGUUAGCCAUGACAAAGCCAGGAAACCAUGGACAGAAGAUGAUCUCAUAUUCAUAGAUCUCUUUUCACUGGUCUAAAAUUGUAAAUAAUUCAUUUUUCAAGGUCUGGUGGCGCUAUCUGCAGGGGUGGGGAGAAAAAAAAUGCUGCAGCUAUAAAUCCGGCAGCUAUAAAGUCAAUGCACUCAACAUUUGAUGAGUUGAGAAGACGUGAUGUUGUGCAGCCGAAUGUUUACUGUAUGGUGUAUGCCUGUAAUUGUUUCUUAGUAAAACUUAAUGUCAAAUAUGUUUUUUAACAUGUUACGUAUAAGGUGAAAAAUAGGGCUUUUUAUGGGUGCAUCCAUUACUCACAUUUUAUGUACUGUAUGCUGUACAUAUCCAAAACAUGUGAAGAUUGUUAGAAUAAAAAUAUAUGCACAAGUGACUAUUCAUCUUUGGUUGGCUGUAUAGAAUUGGACAUGUCACCUACUGUACUUUUGUAAAAAAAAAACAAAGAAAACCAA